Molecule: messenger RNA, 294 nt
Organism: Westerdykella ornata
Lineage: Eukaryota; Fungi; Ascomycota; Dothideomycetes; Pleosporales; Sporormiaceae
Exons: 1
Source: RefSeq, a predicted model, not a curated record
CUCCGAGAAACCGCUUCAAACAUCGCCGAUCCGAGAAAACGCGAGAAGCUCCUCCGUGAUGCCUAUGACAAGGAAGUCGAGGCCCAUGGCGCCAGCAAGAAGGCUAGGAUGCUGGCGAGCGGUGCUUUUCAGGGCGGCGUCGGUGGUGCUGGCAUAGGUACGGCUGUGGGAGCUGGCGUUGGCACUGUGGUCGGGACAUUGGUGGGAGGUGUGACUGCGAUACCUACGACGGGGUUGGGAGCGUUGGUGGGCAGUGGCGUAGGGGCGAUUCACGGGCCGUGGAUCAAGUUGCCU